UCUAGCAAUCCGCACAGUUCGCAUCGAGACUCCGAGCAGAGCGGCAGUCGCUCCAGUUGCAGUUGCAGAUAGAGAUACAAGUACAGAUACAUCUACAUCAACAGAUAUAGAUACAGAUACAGAUACAGAUACAGAAGCCACAGCAUAUAGCUUCUUUGGCCAACUCUAAAACUCAACCAGUGCAGGAAAAACCAGCGUGAAAAUGCCGUUUCCCAUCCAUCCGCCCAAGCAGAUGCCCUGCCCCCACUGGCAGCACUUCCCCAUCAGUCCCGUGGACAGUAAGCCGAAUCCAUUCGAUACCGUGGGCGGAGCGGCGGCAGCGGCCACCCAGGUCAACAUUGGGGUUAACAAGCCACCGGAGCCGGUAUCCUAUCGCUAUUGCUUGCAGUGCAAGAACUCCGGCAAGGAGCCAUCGAAUCCCGCUGACAGGGAGUAGUAGCCCCAAAACCGUGGAGGUGACCCAUCCCCAUCCAAGCAAUCAGCCAUCACCUGUAAUCAGCCACUUCAAUAGAGGACGCACUUGGAAGCCAAUUAAAAAGGAAAAUGAAAAUAACCGUAGUAAUCACAGAACAAAGUUUUGAUUUCACGAGAUAUAGCACCUGCUUUCUUUAUAUACCAUCCAAACAAUUCAACCAAUUUUUUUUUCUGUGCUGCUACUUCUGUUUUUCUAUAUAAAAAUGGAUCUGAGUUUAAAGCUUACGCAUAAAACGGUAUAUUUAUAUCAGAUUUCUUAAUUUAAAUCUGAUAUUUGUGAGACAGUGAACUUAGUUAAUGUGGUCUACUAUAAGCAGGUCAGGUCAGCAGAUCAAUUUUCGUAUCAGGUCCAAACGCAGCCCAAUUUUUUUCUGUGUUGUUAUUAUUUAACCUAACCUAAGCACAUGUUCCAUUAAUUUUUUUGUUGGCCAUUUACGCAGUGUUUUUUUUUCGAUGUAAUUAAGCUAAGCAUUUUGUACGUAUUUAAUUUGUAUUUAGAGCUAAAGACUACAGUUUAUACUGUUUAUGAAUUUUUUAUAUUAUAAAUGUAUAAGAGAAGCGCAAAUAAACGCACGACGCAUUUAAAAAA
Molecule: messenger RNA, 1063 nt
Organism: Drosophila yakuba
Lineage: Eukaryota; Metazoa; Arthropoda; Insecta; Diptera; Drosophilidae
Exons: 1
Coding region: 203-436 (77 amino acids)
Source: RefSeq, a predicted model, not a curated record